CGUGACCUCAAGUAACCUAAGGAUAGAAAAUUCCAUAACAAUGUUUGUGAUGUUUAUUAUUAUGUUGAAUUAACUCAAGACCAAACGGCAAGUGUAUUCUAGUUCUGUUGUACUGACAAAUGUGUAAUUGUUCUUGUAAAAACAGUUGUUUGGUCAAACUUCUAUUAUCCAAGUUGAAUCGGCAAGGGAUAAAAAGGUAAAACAACUUGGACAACUUACAACAUAAAGUUGAUACCUUCAAGUCUGCCAAGUCGUUAUUGUGUAGCACACCUGUCCUCGCAGCACCCUGCUUUGCACGACCCUUUAAAUUAGAGGUCGACACCAGUGCGUGCGGCACGGCUGCUGUGCUCUUACAGGAGGACGAACAGGCUAUCGACCACCCUGUCUGCUACUUCUCUAGGAAGUUCAAUAAGCACCAGAGUUCACAGCCUGUCCAAGGCUGGGUGACAAAUGUUCACAAGAUAGUUGAUGGGAAAAUGAAAGAAGGAAAUAAACCUACAUACCUAUACAUCUCUGCUGCUAUGCUGCUAGGCAACUCCUACCCAUAUAUGUCCAUACUGACUGAACAGGUUUGUACAGUUAAUGUCAUGGGUACACUUUCCCUGGCAUUUUCAACUGGGUACACCAAGAACAUCAGUCUGCAGUUAGGAGAACACUCACCUGCAGCUUGUAACGUCGCAGGUAGGAAGCUUUUACCUGAUCCAUUAUUUGAGUUAAAUUACUUUUAUCUUUAUUGCUUUUAAUUAUUGGCAAUGUUUUCUGUCUGAAGAAUGGAUGUAUGCAAAUCAUCUCUUUUAUCUCUUUUCAUAAACAAAAAGGAAACUAUGAAAACAAUAUAAAGGAUAGGUUCAGCUGGACUCCAUAUAGAACUCAUACUGUAAAAACAUCUUGGUUGAGGUCCUGUUGUCAAGUAAUGAGGCUCCUGCGUCGACGUCGGCUGAAGCUUUUGCUGAAGCUCACUGUUGUACUGGGGUCACUAUGGAUGCUUUAUCUACUCGGUUGGCCUAGAACAGGCUGGAGGCUGGAGGCUACCUACAGCCUCAGGCACAGCUGGUUGGAGUAUACAGAUGAUGAUGGCGGUCCAGAGAAAGUGUGUAACUGUUCAGCGAUCCUGCAGGGAGAGAGGGAGGCUCUGGAUCAGGCAAAAUUAUUGAGCAUCACUAAAGACUUCCAGAAAAAUGUUCGCAUCCCAGAUGAGUAUUAUAUUAAUGCAACCCAAGACUGCAGUGAAUUCAGAUUAAGCAGGAAAUACUUGAUGUCCCCGUUAAGCCAGGAAGAAGAGGACUUCCCUCUGGCUUACUCUCUUGUUGUGCAUCAUAAGGUGCAGAACUUUGAACGACUGCUGCGAGCCAUCUACGCACCUCAAAAUAUUUAUUGUGUCCAUGUGGACAGAAAAUCAGAGGUCUCAGUCUUCGCUGCCAUCCAGGCCAUUACUUCCUGUUUCCCAAAUGUGUUCAUGGUCAGCAAGGCUGUGAACGUGGUGUAUGGUCACUGGUCACGUAUACAGGCUGACCUCAACUGUAUGGCUGAUCUCUAUAACAUUAGCACAGAAUGGAAAUACUUAAUCAACCUUUGUGGCCAGGAUUUCCCUUUGAAAACCAACUUGGAGAUUGUAAGGAUGUUGCGUUCAUUGAGGGGUGGCAACAGCAUGGAAUCAGAAGAAAUGCCUGAACAUAAGAAGCAGAGGGUGACAGAUGUUUACCAGAUAGUUGAUGGGGAAAUCCAGAGGACAAGUAAGAAAAAGGGGCCACUUCCAUUCAACCUGCCUAUUUUGUCGGGUAAUGCCUACAUUGUCGUUAGCCGAGGCUACAUCCGCAGCGUGUUGGAGGAUAACCGAAUACAGACACUGAUCGAGUGGUCCAAAGAUACCUACAGUCCUGAUGAGUUCUUCUGGGCGACUAUUCAACGAAUACCUGGAGUUCCUGGAUCAACACGGCCCCAUCGCAAAUAUGAUAUGACAGACAUAAAUGCAAUUGCACGGCUGGUGAAGUGGCAGGGCCAUGAGGGUCCACAGGAUUCACUGCAGUCGGUAUACACAGAGUGUCAUGGCCACCAUGUCAGGGGAAUAUGUGUGUAUGGUGCUGGAGACCUGCAGUGGAUGGUUGAGCAGCAUCACCUCUUUGCCAACAAGUUUGACACAGACAAAGAUCCCAUUGCUGUCUACUGCCUGGAGAAGUAUCUGAGACAUAAGGCACUGGCUGAUGUUGAUUGGAUGUUGUGAUGUUCCUUCCGCUGUCCUGAUAUCAAUGCCACUUAGUUUGUUUUAUAAUUUGUAUUAAUGUUAAAUGUUUCAUUAAACACUCUUGUUUUAGGAAAAUCUCUCAUCACUCCCUAUUUGUUUAAUUCCCUGAUGUUUACCACUCUGUUUAUCAGCUCUCCUUUUAAUAACACUCUAAGCAUCUGCCAACUGAAGAGACCAUUUACUGUAAACUACUGAAAGUGAAAUGUGCCAGAUAUUGUCAGUAGGUUACAACUCGGGAAUGCAGGUAGUAAAGUUUAGCCCUUAGAGACAUGCUGUUGUAUGUGUGCAGAAUGUGAAAUUUGUGCAGAAUGGUUUAAAGAUACAUAUGUUGCUUGAAAAACCUGUAUAUAUUAUUCACCAUGAAUGGUAUCUUCACAAUUGUGCAGGUUAACCUUUACUUUUAAGUUAUCUUAUUAACUUAUUAAACUAUUUUAUUAACAGAUGAUUUGAGCAUUGUCCCUAUCCUGUAACUUUAUUGGAAUUUGUUUUAAGCAUGAAAUUAAGAAUUGCUG
This is a messenger RNA of Larimichthys crocea (large yellow croaker), 2754 nucleotides long. Its product is annotated as beta-1,3-galactosyl-O-glycosyl-glycoprotein beta-1,6-N-acetylglucosaminyltransferase. Gene Ontology annotation, cellular component: membrane. The transcript is spliced from 4 exons. Lineage: Eukaryota; Metazoa; Chordata; Actinopteri; Sciaenidae. The coding region runs from base 779 to 2221 and encodes 480 amino acids. Gene Ontology annotation, molecular function: beta-1,3-galactosyl-O-glycosyl-glycoprotein beta-1,6-N-acetylglucosaminyltransferase activity. The record is from RefSeq and is a predicted model, not a curated record.